AUGGGAUCCAACAAUAAGAAUGGCCACCCAUUUCCUGUUGGUAAACCUAUGUCGGCUCCAUUACCUAUGGGAAGGGUUAAGCCGGCAACGAAUCCUGGCAAGAAAGCGUACCUUGAUAUGCUUGAUUUCACCGAACGUGUUAGGGUAUCCCAAGGGAAAUUUAACGGACUGGUUCAAUGGUGUUCCAAUUUGCAAUUGGGAGAUUGGAGGAUCAAUCAUCUAGAGAUUAAUGACCGGGGUCAACUUGUCCAUGCUGUUAGUAAAUCCGAUGUCAGGAGUUUACAAAAUACCAUGGACGAAGACGUUACAGACUCGAUCGAUAUGAAGUCCUACAAUCAUCCUAUCAUUAAGCACUUACAAAGCUGCCAGAUUCAACUUGUUCCAACGGAAGCUACAGAAUAUACCACACCAAUUGUGAAGGUUCAAGCCAGUCACAAUACGUUAUAUCUAAAGACGGAUGCAAGAGACUCGUUUUACGAUUUAUUUAGCAGCUUGAUUUUCUGGAAGAGUUUAAAAUCGAAUAACGUCUUCAAUAAGACUACGGUGAUCCAACCUAUUUUCCAUAAACCAGAGGAUCCAGCAAAUGUCAUUCUAUGCCAAUGUCAUGUGUUUGGACCUAUUCCAAGGAGCAAGCAUGUUCAGCUUUCGACGGAACUGCCAACUCCUCCUGAUUUCCAUCAUGAUGAAAAUGAGUACGGCUGGUUUGCUGCGAUGGGUGUGUUGAAAAGUGAUGGUAUCUUGGAAUUAUUGUUGCAGAGUGAUGGAUCCUUGAUUUACUCUAUCGAUGUUACGAAAUUCUUGAGGUCGGAAAUUCAAAUUGUAAACUCCUCUAUUUUCCAAUCAGAUAAGUACUUGAGUAUGGGUAUUUUACCUGAUCUUCGCUCGCAAUUACAAGUAUCUGCCAAGGAAUCAUGCUUCGUUGACUUUCCGCGCACGUCGUUCAGAACUAGGAAGCUUAUCCAGAAAGUGUAUAUCAGGUUACCUCUGAGAAUUGACCUGGAAGAUUGGUUUGUUGCUCUAAAUUCGUUUGCUAUGCCUGAUGUUUUGAGUUUGAUCGGCACUGAUAAAUCAAACGAACUUAGAAUUUCGAAUAGAUUCAAGAUUUCGAUCUUGGAAGCAGACCUCAGAGAUUUGGAAAUCGACUCUCCAAAUCUUUACGCUGUUCUCGAUCUGUGGGGUCAACCAGUAGCUAGAACAGCCAUUGUUGGUAGAAGUAAAGCCCCCUUCUGGAGAGAAGAGUUUGACUUCAAUUUCAGUGUCAGAACAGAUACUAUAAAAAUCAUAAUCAAGUGUUGUGAGAGUGAAAACUCAUAUUCCACAACAGACCCUAUAAUUGGUCAAAUCCAAAUAACUCAAGAGAUGAUAAAUGAUCCAAACUUGAAUAAAGAAACAAGAUUACCAGUAUUUUCUCACACCAAUAAGAACUUCCAAAUUGGUACGAUAUGUAUUAAGGUGAUAUCGAGUUUGAACUUCAUCCUUCAACCAGUGAAUUUCUCUAAAUUUGAAGAGGUCCUUUCAAAUGUUUCACUUCCAAAGAUAUGUGAUUAUAUGAAAGACAGCAAAAUCGCAACAAGUUUAAAACUAGAAGAUAUUUCACUAGUUUUCUUGGAUGUAUUCCAAGCCCUUGGCCGUGAAAACGACUGGUUCCAAGCACUUAUAGACAGAGAAUUUGAUGAGUUAGACAAAAGUAUCACCAUUAGCUCGGCUAAUAAUCAAUCCUCUAAUCACAUUUACAACUCAUUAUUCCGGGGGAAUUCAAUAUUGACAAAAACUAUGGAAACGUACUGCUACAGAGUUGGACAGGAAUACUUGGAUAAAUGUAUUGGUUCUCUUAUUAGAGAACUGGCAGAAGUAGAUGAAUCUUAUGAAAUUGAUCCUAAUAGAAUCAGAGAAGCUGAUGAAGCUACCAAAGACUUACUUAUUAAGAAGAAUUUCCAAAGACUACUAAAAUUAGCUGAGAAGACUUGGGGUCGUAUAUUCGAAACAUCAAAUGAUCUUCCUCAAGGAAUCAAAACGCAACUUAAAUGUUUCAGAAAGAAGUUAGAAGUAAUUGAAACUGACGAGAACUCAUCUAUGAAAUCUUUAUUGAACUGCUUCUCCGGGUUUUUAUUCUUAAGAUUCUUUUGUCCUGUCAUUUUGAAUCCAAAGAUUUUCAACUUUGUUGAAAACCAUCCAGGUGAAAAUGCCAGAAGGUCUUUGACUUUAUUGGCAAAAAUCAUGAUGAAUUUGUCCACUUUAACUCCAUUUGGCCCUAAAGAACCUUAUAUGACUAAGAUGAACUCAUUCAUUGACGAUCAUAGAGAGGAACUAUUAGAAUACCUGGAUAGAAUUACAGAAAAAAAGCUGGACUUUACUCCAAAAAAGUUAAAAUUGAGUAGCAAUCUUACUAGACCAAAACUCGAAUUGAAUCAGGAUAUUCUGAAACAUUUGCCUGCCAAUCCCUUCUUAAUUGAUAAAUAUUUAAGGGAGACGGAAAUAAUUAAUGCUUUCGCAACAUCGAAGGAGAGUGAGACAUCCACAACUGUAAGGAGCGUUAGUAUGGAACACCUAUUCCAGAUUGUUCAAGAAAAACCCGCUGAAACUAAACAGUUCAGUAUUGGAGGAUUGGAAUUCGAAAAGCUUAGCGAGAACAAUACCGAAGUCUUUGGGGAAGAUUUGUUAAAAUUACUGGGAAAGGAAGAAUCAAACAAUAAGCGUGAAUCAUUGGCGUCUGCUAACACAACAUCAUCGAAUGAUAGUAACCUUAUUUUCCAACUCGAGCAAGAGUCCGUUCUUCUUUUUAAUAAAAUCAAACAACUUGUCACUGUUCUAAAUGACUACGAAUAUCCUAACGAAAUAAUUUUGGGCAAAUCUGAAUAUGCUUCAUUCCUUGCUAACAGUUUGUUUUAUGAUAAGGAUAAGAACGUGUAUCUCGAUUUCCAAAACCUAUAUGCCGUAAAAGAGGGCUACAUAAGACUAUUUAGUUCUGCUACUACAGCAGAACGAUUCUUCCUUUCCUCUGAUAAGAAAGACCAAUCUAUUUUGAACGGUUCUCCAGGUGAAUCGGUUACUAAAACCAGCAAAUUCUCCGUAUUUGGCAAGAAUCCUGCCGAAUUAAAACAAAAAUCGGAAAGCAAAUUAGCUAGAUGGUUCAAAAAAAGUUGA
This is a messenger RNA of Kluyveromyces marxianus DMKU3-1042, 3144 nucleotides long. RefSeq names its product GTPase-activating protein BUD2 (gene BUD2). The coding region runs from base 1 to 3144 and encodes 1047 amino acids. Lineage: Eukaryota; Fungi; Ascomycota; Saccharomycetes; Saccharomycetales; Saccharomycetaceae. The transcript has a single exon. Gene Ontology annotation, biological process: regulation of GTPase activity. The record is from RefSeq and is a predicted model, not a curated record.